Suillus fuscotomentosus is the source of this 1152-nucleotide messenger RNA. RefSeq names its product chaperonin 10-like protein. Gene Ontology annotation, molecular function: L-iditol 2-dehydrogenase (NAD+) activity; zinc ion binding. Gene Ontology annotation, biological process: D-sorbitol catabolic process. Lineage: Eukaryota; Fungi; Basidiomycota; Agaricomycetes; Boletales; Suillaceae. The coding region runs from base 1 to 1152 and encodes 383 amino acids. The transcript has 10 exons. The record is from RefSeq and is a predicted model, not a curated record.
AUGCCUGACGGUGGCUACGCAGAAACUUACAGUCCUCGCAAGGUCCUCGACGACCCUUCCUUUCGCGUCCUCGCAUCUGGAGAGGCCCCUGCCUCAGAUGCAAACAUCGCGGCUUUCUAUAACCCCAAUCAUGAAAUUCACCUCGUGGAAAAGCCACGCCCAACGCCAGGGCCUGGACAAGUCCUGGUGCACGUCCGUGCAACUGGGAUCUGCGGAAGUGACGUUCAUUUCUGGAAGCAUGGACGCGUUGGUGAUUCCAUGGUUGUGACUGAUGAGUGUGGUUCUGGACAUGAGUCUGCAGGAGAGGUCAUCGAAAUAGGUGAGGGCGUGACUCAGUGGAAAGCAGGGGACCGCGUUGCAAUCGAGGCCGGCGUGCCCUGCUCGAAACCUUCUUGUGAAUAUUGCAGGGUCGGUAGGUAUAACGCUUGUCCUGAUGUUGUCUUCUUCUCCACUCCUCCUUUCCAUGGAACCCUAACUCGCUAUCACUUGCACCCUGCUGAGUGGCUGCACCGUUUGCCUGAUUCUCUUUCCUUCGAAGAAGGUUCUCUUUGCGAGCCCCUGGCUGUAGCUCUCGCAGGCGUCGAGCGUGCUGGUCUCCGACUUGGUGACCCCACUUUGAUCUGUGGCGCUGGACCGAUCGGUCUCGUUUCGCUUCUUUCAGCACGUGCUGCAGGCGCCGAGCCCAUUGCAAUCACCGAUCUGUUCCAGAGCCGCCUCGACUUUGCAAAGAAGCUCGUUCCUGGUGUGCGUACGGUACUGAUCGAGCGUGGUUUGACGCCAAAGGACGCGGCCCAAAAGAUCAAAGCCGCCGCUGAUGGCCCUGUGAAGGUUGCGAUUGAGUGUAGCGGUGUGGAGAGCAGUGUGCAUACUGCAGUACAUGCAACGCAAUUUGGUGGAAAGGUGUUCAUCAUUGGCGUCGGCAAGAACGAACAAGUGUUCCCGUUCAUGCACCUGAGUGCCAAUGAGAUAGAUGUUAGUUUCCAAUACAGAUAUGCUAACCAGUACCCUAAAGCCAUACGCCUUGUCGCUGGCGGUCUGAUCAACUUGAAGCCUCUGGUCACGCAUCGAUUUAAACUGGAGGAUGCUGUUUCUGCCUUCCAUGUCGCUGCAGACCCUUCUCAAGGUGCGAUCAAGGUGCAAAUUCAAGACUAG